Molecule: messenger RNA, 1621 nt
Organism: Daphnia pulicaria
Lineage: Eukaryota; Metazoa; Arthropoda; Branchiopoda; Diplostraca; Daphniidae
Product: apolipoprotein D-like
Exons: 5
Coding region: 407-1117 (236 amino acids)
Molecular function (GO): pigment binding
Source: RefSeq, a predicted model, not a curated record
CAGUCGGUAGAAUUAGAAUUAGAAAACGUGGCGUGGCACAAGGCGUGAGGGGGAGAGUUUAUUGCUGGUUUCGUGUUAUCAUUCAAUGCACGGAUAACAAUGCAAAGUGAUGAACCAUUCAGGCAGAACAGAACUCGAGUUGACUUGUUUUCUUUCCCGACUUUUAAUUUUCAAAAGGAAUUUGUUUCAUUUUGUGAUAAUAUGGUGAGGCUGCCAUCGUUGAAACGUGAACAUUUUCGAGAUUGUUAACUGGAAAAAAACCUGCUGCCCCAUGUGUAGUGUUUUGUUUGUUGUGAGUGUGUGUAUUUUUUCGUCGUCGUGAUGGAUCUCCCGGAAUCGCUGGAAUAGAAAAAGACGCCGUAGGAUAUUACAAGGAAAAGGUUUUUUUUUUCCUUUUCCCUCCUCAAUGGAGAGAACUGCUGGACACACGUCAACAGCGGCGGCGAUCGUGAGCAACGGGAAAAGCUCGGACUCUUCUCCUUUUUUAUUGGGGAUUUCCGUGGGAGAUUGUACGACGACUCGUGCCACACCAAGCGACACCGAAAAACACUUUGAAAAAAAAGAAAGAAACGAAAAGUAUCUUGGCCUCUGGUACGAAAUUGAAAGUUAUCCGGCCGUCUUCAGCUCGUUCGCCAGUUGUGUGACGGCCAACUAUUCCUUGCUGGCCGAUGGCAACGUCCGAGUGAUCAACCGUAGUUUCAACACCAGCUCGAAGAGUUUCAACAUGGUCGACGGCACUGCCCGGCUGAUCGAACCGCCAAAAGGACAGGCCAAACUAGGCGUCGUUUUCCCAUCGAAUUCUUUCAGCCGACCUGUUCCAGCCGACGGCAACUAUUGGGUCCUAGAUACCGACUACACCAACUACUCGAUCGUCUGGAGUUGCCAAACUUUCAACGGCAAAAGCAUUCAAUUUCUCUGGUAUUUAAGUCGCCAGAGGCAACCGUCGGAAUCCGGAUUGACUUUCGUCCACCAUCGCAUCGAUUCGUUUGGUUUGGAUCAAAAGUUUCUCAAGACCACGGAGCAACGCAACUGCCCGGACGCUCCUACUAGUGAGACAAGCCGGCCAAUUCGUCAGCAGCCACCAACUCGUACAAGUUACUACUACCGAGAAAAUUAAAUAAAUAUCUCGUUGGGCUCUACUACGCAGUGCAGUAGAGUUUGCUUGUUGAUUUGUCCACUAGAGUCCUUUCGUUACUUUACCCCCCGUACCGCACCGGCUGCAUCUUUAAACCGAAAGUUUCAAUGUCCCAUGUUUUCCAGCACAUGCCGAUGAGUGACAGGUUGGCGGAUGGGAUUAUCGAUUUUAAGGGUGGUGCCUCCUUCUUUCACUCUUGAAUGUGUAUAUGCAUAGACCCCCUCCUUGUGUCGGGGUAUAUAUCGGCGGUUUGGAUCACGCUCUGCCAGUCCAUUAGUUGACACAGGGCACUCUCCUUUUUAUUUUUAUUUUAUUUUUCUCUCUUUUCUCUUCGGCCUCUAUUGUAUUUUUCUCUCCCCCACCGCCAAACUUUAAGUGAUGGAUGACUCUUUAUUUUAGCCACACACACCAAAGUAUUUUGUAUUCAACCACAUCUGAAAAAGGGGCUACAUAAUAAAUAUCUCGAUCGAGUAACAUAACAAAAGA